Messenger RNA from Coccinella septempunctata (seven-spotted ladybird), 1890 nucleotides. It is a transcript of the gene nvy, whose product is annotated as protein CBFA2T1. Gene Ontology annotation, molecular function: transcription corepressor activity. The transcript is spliced from 8 exons. Bases 162 to 1751 code for a protein of 529 amino acids. Gene Ontology annotation, cellular component: nucleus. Gene Ontology annotation, biological process: DNA-templated transcription; negative regulation of DNA-templated transcription. NCBI's taxonomy places the organism in Eukaryota, Metazoa, Arthropoda, Insecta, Coleoptera, Coccinellidae. The record is from RefSeq and is a predicted model, not a curated record.
CGGAAGGGUGCAUCAGGUCGACCCUAUAACAUCCGAUUAGCACGAGCUUUCCGCGCUUCGCAUGUCAGCCGGCUAAUUUUCUUCGGGAGUCUAGAAAAACACCUGCGUGCCAUUGUAAGAGCAGAAAAGAAGUGUGCUUGAACUUAUGAAGAGGGUAGGGAAUGGAACCAAAAUUGAUAAAGGAAGAGACGUCAGAGAAAGAAGCCGGAGGUAGUUUUCCUGAAACACCAAGAACAAGAUCGGCCAAAGCUAACAAAGAAGCGAGAUGUAAGACCCCCGACUCUCCUGAAGGAGCUCGUCAAGCACCAGCCUCCCCUAACCAGUCCAGCCAUCCCUCAAACGGCCCACCAUCCCCCACCAACGGGGCCUCAAACGACAGCCUAACUCCACCACUUCCAGCCUCCACGGCCCUUUCGGUAAACUUGGAAGGGGUCCACCCCCAACUCCAACCCUUAGGAAGCUUUUCAUCCGGUGUGACCAGACCCUUGGUGAAGGUGAAGAGGUUUUUGAGCACCCUGGUGCAGUUUGGAAGCGACAUCGGUCCAGAUAUUGGGGAGAGGGUGAAGAGUCUUGUGCUGAAUUUAGUGAGUUCAAACUUAAGCAUAGAAGAAUUUCACCAGUCGCUACAGGAGGUCACAAAUUUUCCUCUUCGACCUUUUGUGCUGCCACUUCUUCGAUCACAUCUACCUUUGUUACAGAGGGAAAUUCAUGCAAUGGCAAGAUCCAAUAAGCAAUCUACACUUCAAUACGUGAGGAAUCAUGAACAUGUUGUUUUGGAUCCAUCACAUUCUCCCUCAGAAAUGGCUGAUAUAUUUCUACCAACUGACAUGAACUUUACUGGAAUCAAGAGGAAAGCUUCAGAAAGCAUUUACGAAAACGGCUACGGCACUCGGCAUCCAGAAGAUUUCCCACCAGUCAAGAGACCAAUGAACCAAAACCCUUUUUUCUUCCCGAAUCAGGGUCUCAUCCACGUUCAGUCGCCACUGAACCAUCCGCAUCUACUAGACUACGCACCACACGCCCUUCCAAACAAAACGGAGGACACAAAUAACAACAACAGAGGUGAUGAGGAGUGGAAAAACAUUCACGUCAUGCUCAACUGCAUCCUCUCCAUGGUGGAAAAAACGAAGAGGGCUCUGUCCAUAUUGCAGCAGAGGAAUUCCCAGGAUAUCACCAACGACUGGUUCAGGAAGCAGGAUGUGAGUGUGGAUUUGAAAAAGGCGGCUAAUGAGAUCAUGAUACAGGCGGUGAGGCAGACUGAAGACAGGGUUGCUGAGGUGAAGAAAAGGGCUGAAGAAGCUGUGAACGAUGUGAAACGCCAGGCUGUUAUAGAUUUGCAGAAGGCGGUGGCUGCUGCUGAAUCCAAAGCUAACGAAUUGAUUGCAGUGGAAAGGGCAAAGAUGGAAAAACUCAUCUCUGAAUCCAGGAAAACAGAGGAAAAUCAGAAAUUGCAUUUGGAAAAUGCUGAAAACAGCUUAUCCCCACCUGUAUUGACACAGCCAUCGCCAUCGCAACAAAAUGCCUGCUGGAAUUGUGGUCGUAAAGCGCACGAAACAUGUUCGGGCUGCGGCAUUGCCAGGUACUGCGGUUCCUUCUGUCAACACAAGGACUGGGAAAACCACCACCAACUCUGCAACAAGGAGAAGACGGCUGCCAGAGCUCCCAUCCGAGCCACCACCCCUAACACCACCACCAUCUCCACAACGAAUCAUGUGACGCAACUCGAGCCGUCGCCAAAAUUCAAAAAGUGACACCCGAAGAAAUGUAGGAAAUUUAAGAGAUUCUGAACCUUGCACAUUUUUUUUCUCGGUGUCUUCGUAGCAGACAUAGAUGCAGAGCUCACCACUUCUACAUCUACAUAAUUUACGUUCUUGUCCAAACGAUUGACUG